AUGAAGAGGAUCUGAUUAUAUAUGGAUUGGGCUUGGUACAGAGGUUCCCGAGUUACAAACAUGGCAUCAUAUGUGCCUCUCUUUUGAUCUGGAGAAUGGAGAAGUAAAGCUGUUUGAAAAUGGAGAACAGUCACACACAAACAAGCAUGAUUUGUUGAUAAACUUGCAUCAAAGGUUUAGCAAUUCUUUUCAAAUGGCAUCUCCUGGUUGUGCUUGGAGACCAAUUUUCUCUGGCUACAUGUCCAUGUACGGCAAGGUGACAGACAUGCAGAUUUUUAGUAGGAUUUUAACUGAUGAAGAAAUGAUGGAAAUUACAGGAUGUAAAGUGUCAAUGCAGGGAGAUGUUAUCAGUUGGGAAAAUACUGCAUGGAUGUUAGUUGGAAGAAAACAGAUUUCUGAAAGAGAGGUUGUGGAUUUUGAGACUACAGUCUGCAAAAUGUCAACAACAAGCUUAAUCUUUAUUCCUGUAAAAUUAACCUAUAUUCCUGGAACAGAAAACAUGUGCAGAAAGAUGUCAGGACAUCCUGCAGCAUUUCAAACCCAGGAAGAAUUUAGAGACCUGAUUAUCUUUAUCAAUGAUCAAAGAAUAUUAAACUCUGUUUGCUCUACUCAGCUUUUAGAUUCAAACAAAUCUGAGUUCAGGGCUUGGGUUGGAAUUAAUGAUCUAAUUGAAGAAGGGAUUUGGAGAAAUUCAUUUACUGGAGAACAGGUGAAUUAUCUGAACUGGUUACCUAACAGACCUUUCACUGGCGGUGAGAAAUAUAACUGCAUGGAGCUAGUUGCUGAAACAAUUACAACAAAUUCUUCAAUAUCUUUGAUUAGUGAGGGUAAGGUUGCAGAUAGUGAAUGCUCCUAUACCUCAUGCCCUGUAUGUAGAUUAGAACAGACAGUCAGGAAAGUUUCUGUGAGGGGUCUCUGUGCAAAUUCUCUUUUUAACAUCAUGUAUUUGUAUAAUUUGGACUCUGAGGGCAGCAUUUUAUAUUUAGGAAUUUAUUCAUCUUUUGUCACAUUUGAUAAGGCCAGUAUAAUUAUUUGA
Messenger RNA from Eurytemora carolleeae, 1036 nucleotides. RefSeq lists its product as uncharacterized. Lineage: Eukaryota; Metazoa; Arthropoda; Copepoda; Calanoida; Temoridae. The transcript is spliced from 9 exons. The coding region runs from base 71 to 1036 and encodes 321 amino acids. The record is from RefSeq and is a predicted model, not a curated record.